AACGACCUCGCGCAGGGCGGCCUCGGCGACUGCUGGUUCCUCUCGGCGCUGAGCGUCGUCGCGGAGCGCCACGACCUCGUCGCGAAGUUGUUCCUCGACACGGCGCGCGCGGCGAGCGGCUGCCAGGGCCUGCGCCUCUUCAUGGACGGCGCGUGGACGACGAUCCUCGUCGACGACCAGCUCCCGGUGACCUCGAAGCCGCGGCGCGAGAACACGGCGGCGGCCGCGGCGCCCGUGACCGCGGGCGGGCUGAGCCUCGCGUACGUGCGGAGCCGCUGCGCGACGACGGGCGCCACGACGCUCUGGGCGCCGCUCCUGGAGAAGGCCUACGCCAAGGCCCACGGCUCCUUCAAGUCCAUCUCCGGCGGGCAGAUCGCCGAGGCGCUC
Messenger RNA from Aureococcus anophagefferens, 387 nucleotides. RefSeq lists its product as hypothetical. NCBI's taxonomy places the organism in Eukaryota, Pelagophyceae, Pelagomonadales, Pelagomonadaceae. The record is from RefSeq and is a predicted model, not a curated record. Gene Ontology annotation, cellular component: cytoplasm. Gene Ontology annotation, molecular function: calcium-dependent cysteine-type endopeptidase activity. The transcript has a single exon. The annotation marks the transcript as partial. Gene Ontology annotation, biological process: proteolysis.